Homarus americanus (American lobster) is the source of this 2373-nucleotide messenger RNA. Its product is annotated as probable glutamate receptor. The record is from RefSeq and is a predicted model, not a curated record. Gene Ontology annotation, molecular function: glutamate-gated receptor activity. NCBI's taxonomy places the organism in Eukaryota, Metazoa, Arthropoda, Malacostraca, Decapoda, Nephropidae. Bases 52 to 2064 code for a protein of 670 amino acids. The transcript has 13 exons. Gene Ontology annotation, cellular component: membrane.
CCGCGCCCCGUCACCAAGUUGUCUCCCAUAACCUACAGCUCACUCUAAAAUAUGGAGACACUUUUAUUCUUGUUACUCACUAUGUUGUUGAUGGUGAGGAACUGUGCGGACGGUACCUACAGGGGAGCUUUAGCGGAACAGGUGGGCGAGGUGGUUGGCCAGGUGGUGGAGCAGCAUCUGUCUGACUGUCACUUGGUGCUGGUAGACACAACAACACAAAGCCCAGUGUUUUCCACGAUGAUCAGACAGCUAAUGAGAAGUGGACUAGGUGUGACAGUGUUAGAGGCAUGGUGGGUGUUCUUUCAGAGUCAACCUGCCAGAGAUUUUCUCCUGGAGAGGCUGUGGGGAGAUGCUACCCUCACUUGCUGUGCCCUCCUCAUUCAUCUUGACAACAAAAUCAGCAGUAACAUCUUAACGUUUAAGUUCCUGGAGUGGUGUGAGCUAUGGCGCCACCCACAGACAGUGGUGGUGGCUGUGGGUGGGACUGCAGGGAUGGAGGCUGUCCUUCUCGAUCAAAAUCUUCGUAAUACCGUCUAUGCCCUCUACUUGACCCUCCAGAACCUUACUCUCCACAGCCUUGACAGUCGCCAGGGACCACUACACAACACAAGGCUCGGGAGGGGUGGUACCACGAAAGGUAAGGAUGCGCACGUGAGGGUGUACGGGCGAUGUCUGUACUGCAACAAGGGUGAUGCUCAGGUCCAACUUCUCCACCGGGGGAACCUGACCUCCGGCCUCCACGGCUUCAACCUCUUCCCAGAUCAAAUGGAUAACUUUUGGGGCCACACAUUCCGCGCUGUUACCCUACGUUACAUGCCCUUCAUCAACUACGAGCAGGACGGAGCAGAACCAGGCACCCCAAGAACUCCCCUGGACUCCCUUAAUAUCCGCAUGCUGGACAUCAUCGCUUCUCACUUCAACUUCACGUAUGAGAUACGUGAGCCUUGGGAUAGGAACUGGGGUACUCCGGCUGGUGGUGGUAACUGGACGGGGAUUGUGGGCACCCUCCAGCACGAGCAGGCUGACUUCUCCCUCGACCUAACAGUCACAGCAUCAAGAAGCCUCGUCGUCGACUACUCCAGGGUCUACAGCAACGACCCCAUAGUUAUUAUCACCCUCAAGCCCGCACCUCUACCGCGGAACCUGGCGCUCACCAGGCCAUUUGAAGGGGAAGUUUGGAUGUCGGUCAUUGUGUGUACCUUAGCCCUUGGAAUCAUUCUGUGGCUACAGCAGAAGGUGUGGUCAUGGGCGGCGAGUGGGCGUAGCGUCAGGCUGAUACCCGCCUUUUUAAACAGCUGGGCGAUGCUACUGAUGGAACCUGUAGAAACCAUACCCACCAACACAACUGGCCAGGUCCUGGUUGGGUGGUGGUUGUUGUCGUGUGUGAUCAUCACCACAGCCUACCGCUCCUCCCUCAUCGCCCACCUCUCCGUCCAGAGUAAGUACCCGCCCAUUAACACCUUCCAGGAUCUCCUCAACCUAGAUGGCUGGUCCUGGGGUUCUACAGACUUACAAGGAACUUUUUUUCUUUACUUCAAUGAAAGUUCCGAUCCUGAUCUCCAAGCAAUAUUAAGAGGCAUAGAGAUUUACGAGAUGGAUAAGGGUUUGGAACGAGUGAUGCAGGGUGGAUUCUCCUUCAUUCACAUCCAGUCAUACGUGACGACGGAGAUGGCUCGUCUUUACACCGACAAGUUUGGCAACACACCUUUGUACAUCGGCAUCAUGAAAUAUCUUGCAUUCGGUGGCAACGCCUGGGGCUUCAGAAAAGGAGCUCCAUUUACGAGACAGAUCAGCAUGAUGAAAGAGCGACUGAUCGAGGCGGGCCUACUGAACCUUUGGCAAGAUGACGUGCUGAAGACCUACCUUAAACACAGCAGGGAGGAACGAGGCAGGGAGGACCCUCUGCUAUUUACCGGUGAGAACUCGGGUCAAGUGGUGCUGGGCCUGGACCACCUGCAGGGUGCCUUCUACCUGCUGCUACUGGGUUGCUGCCUCGCCCUUCUAGUGGAGAUCUUCAGUUACUUCUGCUACAAAAAAAACAAGAAUGACGUUUCGGCGUCCUAAUAAGCCGACAGACUUGACUGAGCGCAUUAAGAUAGUGUACAUGUGGAUGGACGGGAUGACCUGCCGUUCCAUUGCACGAGCAACAGGUAAGAGUGCAUCGACUGUGUGCAGGUGGAUCAAACGCUGGAAACGAGAAGGUCACGUCAACACAAGACCUCGUAGUGGCAGACCUCUUAAAGUCAUGAAAAAGCACAAUACCACCAUCACUCCCUCAGUGUCUAGAUCUCCGUUGGCCUACAAAAAUGACUCCUACCCUCUAUACUAUUAGUGCAGAUCACAUCGUGCAGACAAUCAGCCCUCAUCUUCCUG